AAAAAGCAAAGGAUGAGCCAAAACCGGUAGGUCAGGUUCGGAGCCCGGGCUGGCAGAGCCCAGGAGACCCCUGGGAACGCUAACGCGCCUGAGGAGUGCGCAGGCGCAGAACCUCUGGCUCGCCAUCGUUGUCUUUGUCUGCUGGCCAACUUUUGUGUGAUCCCCAGGAGCUACUUUCUCUUUGCCUUUGAAAACCUUUGAGGGUUCUAAGAACUCAGCUGAAUUCUGGCAUGCUGCUUUGACUCCCGACCAUAACGGCCAAGUCCUGUGUCACUUUGUCUAUUUACAAGUUUAAAGUCACCAGUUCAAACAAAAAGAGCAAUGGAUGAUUUGAGAAGAAAUGUAAAGAAGGGUCUUGCUAGAAAAAGCCUGGGAAGUUUAUAAACAGAUAAAGAUACAACUUGAAAGUGAAGUCUCAUUAUUCUCUGUGAAAAUAUAGACAGGAAAAACUUAGACAACCUAGGAAAAAGGAUUUCCUUGGAGCACAGACAUUGUUUCUUCAAGACUACACUUCUGUGUAUGGGAUUCAGUUGAAGAGCUUGAAACAUAAUUUAUACUUAAAUAUGGAAGAAGCAGAGUAAGAAAGAACCAUUAAUAUAGAGAAUGCUAUAUCUAGCUUAUUCCUUUUUGUAAUCAUCUCAUCUCAGGAUAACCAAUGUGAGAAAAAUCUUCCAUCAUUAACUCAAGUUUGUUAGAUACCUGAGAAUUAAUACCAAAAAGAAAUCACACAAGUUAAGUGAAAGGUGGAAAAGCUUUCAUCCUUACUGCAUUUCUGUAGCUACAAGGGAAACCUAGGAGAAUAAUCCCUGGGCAGGACAGGAAUGUUGGAAAGUCUUCAGCCUGAUUCAGAUCUCCUUCAGCAUGAUGAAAUUCAUACUGGACAGAAUCCUUAUGAGUGUAGAAAAACCUUCAGCCUAAAGCAAAACUUAAUAGAGUAUAGGAAAAUGCAUACUGAAGAAAAGUCACAUGAAUGUACUGAAUGUGGUAAAGUGUUCUCUCGGGUCUCAUCACUUACUCUACAUUUGAAAAGUCAUACAGGAAAGAAAUCAUAUAAGUGUAAUAAGUGUGGAAAAGCCUUUGGACAAAAAGGAAACUUCCUUUCUCAUCAGAAACAUCAUACUGGAGAGAAAUCUCAUGAAAGUGGAAAGACUUCUAUUAAGACGCCAUCCCUCAUUAAACAGAGAAAUCGUACAGGAAACAAACCAUAUGCCUGUAAGGAAUGUGGCAAAGCUUUUAAUGGAAAAUCAUAUCUCAGUGAGCAUGAGAAAAUUCAUACUGGAGAAAAACCUUUCGAAUGUAAUCAAUGUGGAAGAACCUUCAGCCAGAAGCAAUACCUCAUUAAACAUCAGAACAUCCAUAGUGGGAAGAAACCCUUUAAAUGUAAUGAGUGUGGGAAAGCCUUUAGCCAGAAGGAAAACCUCAUUAUCCAUCAGAGAAUCCAUACUGGAGAGAAACCUUAUGAAUGUAAAGGAUGUGGGAAAGCUUUCAUUCAAAAGUCAAGCCUCAUUAGACACCAGAGAAGUCAUACUGGAGAGAAACCAUACACUUGUAAGGAAUGUGGGAAAGCCUUCAGUGGUAAAUCAAAUCUCACUGAGCAUGAGAAAAUUCAUAUUGGAGAGAAACCCUAUAAAUGCAAUGAAUGUGGAACAAUCUUCAGACAGAAGCAAUACCUCAUUAAACAUCACAAUAUUCAUACAGGAGAGAAACCCUAUGAAUGUAAUAAAUGUGGAAAAGCCUUUUCUCGAAUCACAUCACUUAUUGUACAUGUGAGAAUCCAUACAGGUGAUAAACCUUAUGAAUGUAAAAUAUGUGGGAAAGCCUUCUGUCAAAGCUCAUCUCUUACUGUACAUAUGAGAAGCCAUACAGGUGAGAAACCCUAUGGCUGUAAUGAAUGUGGGAAAGCCUUUUCUCAGUUCUCAACUCUUGCUCUACAUAUGAGAAUCCAUACUGGUGAAAAACCUUAUCAAUGUAGCGAAUGUGGGAAAGCUUUCAGCCAGAAGUCACAUCACAUUAGACACCAGAGAAUUCAUACUCAUUAAAGCUCUAUGAAGGCCUUGGAGGUAGGAAAAACUCCAGCAGAAUUUAUACUUAAUAAUAUAUCAGAAAACUUGUUUUACAUUAAAGUGACAAAAAUGUGAGAAAUCCUGCAGCAACUCAAAAUAUAAAGAUGUUUAAUAAGUAUCAGUACAGUGAAAACCUAUACCUCCGAAGGGGAAAAGCUUCCACAGUAAACACUUAAUAUUGUACUUUUAUGAGCAUUCAUGUUGAAGUUUUGAAGACCACUUGCAUGAUUCUGGGAGGCCUGUGAGAUACAUUGAGACAACAAUAUGAGAGCUAUAAGGACUUGAAAUUGAAGAGACACAAUUAUUUUUUUGUUAUGUGCUUUGCUACAUGUGUACUUUGUAAAGCUAAUCAUCAAAGUAUUUGACAGUGCAGUUGUAUAAAAUUGAAUUUGGGGCAGAAUACUGAAUCCAUUAAGCAUGAAUUUAGGGGUAAUUGGUAAUUCCUAGAGUUGGCAUCCAGGAUUUAUGGAUGAAUUUUAAAAUGGUCUCAGGGUAAUUGAUUCUUAAUUUGAAAAAUAAAUAGACCUCUGUCAUCAUUAUACAUUAAAAUAUUUAUUUCUCUUGAAAUCUGAAACUAUUGAAUGCUGGAAUGCAAAAAGCAAAACUUAAUAUAAAUUUUAUACAUGCGUGUUUUUAAAACCUUAGGGUGGGAAAGAAUUUCUAAAAUAGAUUCCAGAAUAGAUUUCUAUUUUAGAAAUUAGUAAGUAUAUACUAAGAAGAAGUAUAUACUAAGAAGAAGUAAGUAUAUACUUACUUCUAAGUAUAUAUACAUAUACCCAAGAUACUAACACCUGUACACAGGGAGUAUAAUGUUGUUAUCAGUCUGUUCAUUGCAGCAUGAAAAAUGGUAGCCAAAAAUUGGAAACACAUGUCUGUUGCUUGUGAAAUAGAUGAAUAAAAUGAAAUAUAGUCAUACAAUAGAAUAUUCUUUGGCAGUUAAGUACAAAUUAAAUCUAUGUAUUAACAGUGAAAGAUAAGAAAAAUUAUAUAGAUUGAAGAAAACUGAAGUUAUGAAAAAAUUGUAGAGAUACCUGUGUAAAUCUAAAUAAAAUCAACACUAACCAACCCCAGUUACUUGCAUUGGUUAUGGAUAAACACU
Sciurus carolinensis (gray squirrel) is the source of this 3162-nucleotide messenger RNA. It is a transcript of the gene Znf260, whose product is annotated as zinc finger protein 260. The record is from RefSeq and is a predicted model, not a curated record. The coding region runs from base 822 to 2039 and encodes 405 amino acids. The transcript has 3 exons. Lineage: Eukaryota; Metazoa; Chordata; Mammalia; Rodentia; Sciuridae.